GAGUCGGGAACAACUAGCACAUAUGUGCGAGGGGAACCUUUACCUAACAACCAGUUUUCCCCCCCAUGGCAAUCUGUUCCUAACCUGGUUCGUCAAGUUGUCCAAAUGUGAUUGUGACUACUCACUGAAGAAUGACAGAAAUGUGUCUUCAAUUUUCAGCCCACAUAAAGGAAUUCUAAGGAAUGCUUGGCACUGCAGUUUACCAAUCUUUGUUCUGAAAGAAAAUGCUAGAUGCCAAAGCUUUGAGUCACUUAAAUAUUAAACCAAUUUAUCUACCAUAUUGACUUAUACAAGCUUGUUAGAAUUGCCAUAGGAGCCAUUUCUGCAGACCAUUCUACAACAAUUUAAAUCCUUUGUUGUCCACCUUUGUCAAAAUAAUGAAAUGCAAGAUAGUUUAAUCUAUUUCCUCUGCACAAUACAUAAUGGCAAUGUUGUAUCUCAAAGUCUGUGUCUUCCCUUUCAAUGAAUAACUUUUAAUUCAAAUUUCCAUAUUUCAAAGUAGGUCUCUACAUGCCAGAAUAAGUAUACAAACUUUCCUCAGAUGUUAAUUUCAAACUCCUUUUAACUGCAUUUCCUAGGCACCAACACAAAAGUUGGAAGUCAGUAGUAGCAUUUCUGUGCUAAAAAGAUGCAUGCUUUAAAUUUAUUUUUUUCAGCAUUCAUUUUUACAUUAUCUUGUUAUUGCUACUUAUAAUUAUCAAACAUAAAUACAAAAAAUGUUGAGUUGUAGCACUCAAGCACAGAAAUGUGAUGAUUCAUUGUGUAGCAGUCAAGCACAGAAACAUAGUGAUUCAUUCAGGAGAUAGGAAGAGGAUUAUCCUAAACAUUGGACGCAUUUAAAACACAAUUUAUGAAGUUCCAUUGUUCAGGUAUUUUAUCUCACACGCAUUCUGAAAUAGUAAAUAUAUAUGUAAAGAAAACUUUCCACACACAACUUUGUUUUGAACUUUCAGAGAAGUUUUCCCACUAUCUUGCCUGGAUUUUCCAUCAUGCAUAGGUAUACAUAAUAGAGACACUAAAAAUUGCAAUCACGUGUCUAGUGUGUAUAUACAAGCAAUUUAAGAAAUUUAAAGCAUACAUAAAUAGGGGAAAGUGAAAAUGUAUCGUUUAAAGAUGACAAGCUACGUGGGUCACGAAGCCAUUUCGCGCGUUAUUUUGUUAGCCUUUUGUUAGAGCAUUUCAUCAUACGCGAAGGCUUAAAGCUACUACACAACCGUCUACAAAUCCCAGCAAAGCUUUUCAUGGACAGGCGUUGCAGAGAUGGAAACCGCGGGAACGGAGAGGACAUUCCCCCCCGCCCCGCCGCCGCUUCAUUUCGCCACCGCGGGAACAAAGUGAGUUGGAGCAGCAAUCCCUUCGCGCUCCCGCUCGGCGUCCUUCUCCUCGCUGCAGGCGCCCUCUUCUUUUCUCCUGCUACGGCUGCAACUCCAGCAUACCGGCCGCAGCAGGAAGAGCAGCGGCGGCGGCGGCGUUUCUCGUGUCCUGAAGCCGAUCGGGCCCCCAGUCAAUUGGAGCGGAGUGGGAGGGGCAGCCUGGGAAAGCCACAGCCCGACAUGGGUCUUCGGCGAGGUAGCUCGCAGCCCUUGCUGCCAACUUGGCCGCGGCGCACCGCAGCUCUCCGGGUUCCAAGCCGCUCUCCCGCCUCUCGCAGCGGAAAUUGAGGGGAGGACCGGGUGGGGGGGUGGCCGCCGCCGCAGCUGCCCUCCUCCUGUGAGCGGGAAGGGGGAGUCGUCCCACUCUACUCGGUCCCUGUAGCCUACCCCCCCCUCCCCUCUCCGCCCCGGUUGGCCGCUUCUUACGCGCCAGGCCCCGAGCGCAGCCCGGCGUCCCCUCCUUUCCCACUCGGAUGAUGGACAGGAACUACCCACCAGCCCCCAGCUACCCUGAUCCAUUGGGUUCGGCCGCCUCCGCGUCUUCGCAACCCGCCACCGUCUGGGCCUAUGAACGGGGCGUCAGCAGCCUCAAGCCCAGUUUAAACUAUGGAGGAGGACAUUCAUCACACUCUGAAGCGGAUCUUCUUAGACAAACAUAUGCAGCUUCUCAGCAGCUUCCUGUGUACACUACCACACCCCAUCCUUCUGGUCUUCCUGGAAUUUUUGAUAAUUCUACGCACAGUAGCAAUAGCAACACUAAAGAAGCAUCGGUUAUGAAUUUUCUCUCUGCAAUCGAAUCUCGCAAUACUCAGACUGUUUCUUCGGGAACAACUCUUUUACCACAAUUUAGGGCGCCUACGUGGCAACCAGCAGGCAUGCAUCCAUCAUCUGAGCUUUUUGUUACUGGAGCCCUGCCAACAUCUGGAACCUUUCCAUCAACCUCAGUUUAUCAACAUCCCAAUGCUUUUAGCAGUAGAAACUUUGUUACUACUCCUUCUUUAACACUUCAGGAUACAACUUUUAGUCCAACCUCAAAUGGGCUUCUAACUGCUCAUGACCCCUUAUUGCAGAUCAAGACACCCCAAGGCACAGUUCCCCCUGCACUGACUUUUGACCGUCUGGGCAGUUACGUUUUAAGUACCAGCAUACCACCACAAUCUUCAACAUACCGUUCUGCUCAAGAGUCUGCACCACAUCUCCUACAGCCACAGUUCAGUCUAUUGCCUUCGUCACUUGGUGGAGGACCUCAGCAGACUCCACAGGUGUAUAACUCAACUCUGUUUACUGGUUCUACUGCCUCCAUUGAAAGAGCACUGCAGCGCGAAUGUAGUGUAAUUAAACACCAUCAGCGGCCUUCAAACACACAGUCUGUUCAGGCACAACUGACUAGUUCACAGCAUUCCCUACAGAACUAUUUACCAAGUACAGAUGAAUCUGAUUUUCAGGAUGCACCCCGCCCAUCAACUUGUAGCCCAGCUGGCGAUGCUACUCAGGUGAGCAGUAGUGGCCCACAGCAGAAAACCUCUCAGGUUUCAGUGGAACUUUCACAGUCGUAUGCAUCAGCAGUUCCAUCACCAGGUUUCCAAUCUGUUUCCACUACAAAGGCAAAACAGUGUUCUACAAAGCAACCAACAAGGUCAACAAAGACACCUAAACCACAAAGUGCAGCCCCUUCUGUACAGACACAAAGCUAUUCCAAAAUUGCACACAACCAGAACUCUGUAAUAUCUGGUCAAGCACAAAUCUAUUCUACAGCACAGCUCCCAAGUCUCCUCUCAGUAAGUCAGUCACAAAAUUAUAUUUCAACACAGUCACAGAAUGUGCCACCUGUUAGUCAUGCGCAAGUAUUCUCAACCAUCAAGACUGAAAAAUUGCCAUCACUAUACAAAACACUUUCUUUUGCUGGGCAAUCAGAAGUUACUACGUCCGAAAGCCAGGCAUUACCAUACACUUCUGAUCAACAGGUAUUAACCUCAGUUUCAAAUACCUUCUCUGGGCAAACAAGGGAUCUUUCUUCUAGCAGCCAGUCUGAAAAUUAUUCUUCUAGUCAUUCUCAGGGUAUGUCAACAAUUAGCCAGCCACAGAUUAGCUAUUCAUCUCAGUCACAGGUCUUGUCAGUUGUUAGUCCUUCGGAAACAUUUUCUUCUCAUAUUCAAAACUUAUCAACUACAAGUCCUCCUCAGAAUUAUAUUUCAUUGCAUUCUCAGGUACAAGAAUCGUCCUCUUCACAAUCUCAAAAUUUUUUGCCAGUUGUACAGUCAACUCCUUUUGAAGUAAGACCUAAUUCACCAGCAUUGCAGAACAAUAGAUCUUCCUCAGAUACAAAGUCAUACAUUAAAAGGAAAUCUGAUCCUAAUUUGUAUCAAACAUCUAAACAAGAUGAUCAGUUUCCAAUGCAUAAUUUUCAGGCACUGCAACAGCAAGCAUCUCUUGAUUCCUCUCCUCAGAGACUUACUGACGGUGAGAUUAAUGCUCAGGAUACAACUUAUAAAGUUUCCAAAGCAGAUAAUCGCUACUCUCAAAGUGUAAUCAGAAGUAACUCUCGUCUUGAAGAUCAAAUUGUUGGGCUUACUUUUCAAGGGUCAAAAAAAGAGGAAAUCAUGGUUAAUUCUGUAACACAAAUCAGCCAUAUUACCAAUACAGGGAAUCAUGAUAUUAAAAAAGCAGGUAGUUUACUGUCAACAGCACAAGUAAAUGCAGACAGUAAAGAACUUAACCAGCAAGAGUCUCUUAUGCACAAGGUACAUGAAGUUAAAGUCUCAGAGCAACAGAUUCAUGCUGUUAGUUCACCAUCUCAGCUUCAUACUCAGCCCAUACGACAAAGCCAUCAGCUAAGCCUGCCUACUUCACAGGUACUUCUAGAAUCCCCCUGUGAUUUACAAAUGCUUCAGCAGUCAAUAUUGCAAUCUGGUUUAGGAUACACAAAAAGUGUUCCACAAGUGCAGCACAUUAUGAAUUCUCAGCAGUAUCUACAAGUGGAUGGUCAUAUGAUUCAAGGUAAUGGAAGGCAUUCUCAGGAGCAGCUUCAUUCACAACACACUGAAGUUUUGAAAGUUAACCUUUCUGAACCAUCAAAGCCAUUACAGCAUCAUAUGACACCCAAAGAUCAUUUUGGACAGCCAAAUCAUGAAUCUAAGAAUCAAUUUGUUCCCCUUAGUUCUGUAUGUUUUCCAGAAUCUGUACUACUCAAUGAUGAAAGGAAUAUAUUGUCUAAUGUAGAUGAUAUCUUAGCAGCCACAGCUGCAGCUUGUGGAGUAACACCAUCUGAAUUUGCAAAAUCAACUGCCAAUGAGGAAGAAAUUCAAUCAGUUGAAAAUGGAGAUAUUCCUAAAUCUCAAUUUCAUACAAUAGAUGUCAGACACCUGACUCCUAGCUUCAACUCAUCCCCUGCACUUCCUGGAAAGCCACUUAAUAAUAUUUCUUUAAAUGGAGGCCAUGUUACCCUAAAUUUAACAGCAGUGCCUGCAGAUCAGACAAAAGAUAGGAACCUUGACCAACAACACAUUGAGAUUUCUGCCCAAGGUGUUCCCACUAGAAUUACAACAGUUGAAAUUGAAAGAAGGCAGGAACAGGUUUCUAAUCAAGUUAAGCAACAGUCCAGCACCAGGAGUGAAUCUGAAGCUAAAAACAAUGUUCAUAUGGAUGGACCAUUAAACAUUAAAGAUAUAGACCUUAUUUCAAGUAGGACUCUAAAUGAAGAGAUUACAGUGUCAAAAACAGAUUAUAGCAUGGCAAGUGACAAUGCUGAUGUUCCACUGCAACAAAUACCUAUGCAGCAUCCAAGAAAUGAAAAUGGUAAUAAUACUGAAGACAAGAGCCAACUUUUUUCAGAAGAGGACCCUCAAAAGCAAAAGGACAGAGGACAGAAUCAAAUUAAAAAUGUCAAUGAAGUUGAUACAAAUCAGAAGCUAUUGAAACGAAGUGGGCAGUGCAAACGUCAGAAUUCAAGAGGCAUUGAUGCCAACUCUCCUGUUCCUGAAAACUGUCAUGAAACUUACCAACAUCAAGAAAAAAUGAGGCAGAAAAUUAAAGAGGUGGAAGAAAAGCAGCCAGAAGUGAGAACAGGAUUUAUUGCAUCUUUUUUAGAUUUCUUAAAAUCUGGACCCAGACAGCAGUUUUCAGCACCUGCUAUCCGUGUUCCUAAUCGUGUAAGAAGACCUGUCACCCCACUUAUUAGAGUACCAACAGCGACUUCAUCUUUUGAUAGCUUUGCUGAAAAUUCAGUUAAGAACAAUUAUGAAGAUCCUAAGAUAAAGUCAGAAGCCCUGCCUUAUUUUUCUUUUGAUAACGAUAAUGUGAGGAACAACAAAGAUUACCAAAAGAGCAUAUAUUCUCCUUUAUCAUCAUCUGAUACAAAGAUAAAGUCAGAAAUUGACAAAACAUAUUCUCAAGCCAUCACUAAUACUGUCGUAAAGAAGGAAGCUUCCCAAAUGACUGUUACGGUGACAGAUCCUCAGGUGAAAACCUGUGCAGCACAAUUUAAAACGGAGAGUGUUCUUACAGAGCCAUUAGCAAAACCUCAAGUAUUGGUUGCAAUAGAAGGAUAUACUGAAGAUGACCAUGGAGACAGUGACGGCGAAGGCAUAUACAGAGAACGUGAUGAAUUUGUAGUGAAGAUUGAAGAUAUAGAACCACUAAUGGCUGCUUUUAAAAGAGGAGUGGAGCCUCCAGCCAUCUGGAAAGUUCAAAAGGCUUUGCUGCAAAAAUUUGUACCUGAAGUACGAGAUGGACAAAGAGAAUUUGCAGCGACUAAUAGUUAUCUUGGAUAUUUUGGAGAUGCAAAAUUGAAGUAUAAACGAGUAUAUGUGAAGUUCAUAGAAAAUGCAAACAGAAAAGAGUAUGUCAGAGUAUGCUCCAAGAAGCCAAAAAAUUCACCUGUACAGUCUGCAAGAAUUGCUCACUGUAAGCCAAGUAUGAACAUCACUAAAGUUCCUGAUCCCCCAGUGCCAAAAACGGUUACAACAAAAGUUACUUCAGUGAAACCCAAAGCAAAACAGCCAAAGACAAAGGCUGAACCACCACCAAAAAAACGCAAAACAUGGAAAGAAGAAUCACCCUCUACUCUUCAGCCGCAGAGUGAUGAGGAAGACACUGAACCACCAGCACCUAUUGUUGCCCGUUUUUUGAACACCAGAGCUAUGAAGGAAACAUUUAGGAAUUAUAUGGAACUGCUUGUCAGCCUUGCCUUGGAUCCAGAUACUAUGCAGGCAUUGGAGAAGAGUAAUGAUGAGCUGCUUUUGCCUCAUAUGAGAAAAAUUGAUGGCAUGCUGAAUGACAAUAGAAAAAGGCUGCUUUCCAAAUUACACUUAGAGCGACCAUUCAAGGUACUGAUAAUUAUAUUUCAUUAAUAGUUUGCCACUUUCAUGAAUUCUUUUAUAGAAAUUAAAAAUUAGUGGAGCAAAGCAAAUAAGCCUUUUUUAAAAAAUUAGGUUCUUUAUUUUUUCUAU
Thamnophis sirtalis is the source of this 6820-nucleotide messenger RNA. The record is from RefSeq and is a predicted model, not a curated record. NCBI's taxonomy places the organism in Eukaryota, Metazoa, Chordata, Lepidosauria, Squamata, Natricidae.